AGAACAUAUCUUAACCCCCUCGUGCAAUUUCAAUAAAAAAAAGACGAGAACAAAGAGAAAACAUGAGCCAUAAAUUUUCAUAGAAAAUCUUGCUUCCAUGUGUUCCAAAUUGUUCAAUCGUUCAGUUCCAAAUUGUUCUAAACCCAUUUAGGUGUUGAAAGGUAAUGUAUAAACAAAGUUUAAUGAAGCACUACGCGGUUACGAUGCUGCAGAGGAUGGAAGGUCAAUGCAGUGACCACAUGCGGUUGGAAGGGGGACAGGUGUGGCAUCGGUGAUCGAAAAAGCAGUGUGGGAGGCAUGUGAGUCUACAACAGCAUUUGCCCUGCGCCGGGUAGCGCAAAAGGGAACAUCCAUGGGAAGAAAGGCAUCCCUUCUACCAGGUGGCUCAUUGCCAUCACCUAGCCAAAUCCCUGGAACGCCUGCAAGUUAGCAGGGUCGUUGGCGAACUGCGCCAUGCUUGGUGGGAAGGUCACCCUUUGGCUGCCUGAUGGUACGGGGAAUGAGACCAUCUUUCCAACAGGUAGAGCGGUGAUGGAGGGGGCCGUAAUGUGGCUAACGCCCAACGAAAUUACCACGGUGGAGAAAGCAUCUUGGGAGGUGACGGUUGGCACGAACAUCCCUUUGGUUGUGGCCUGCCCCUGGACAAAUUGGUGGUUGCAAUUUGUUGGCUGGUUGACAUGGUUGUUACGUGGUGUUUCGUGGGUGAAUUUCCUUUAGACAGAAUAAAGAACAUUCCAACGG
This is a messenger RNA of Cuscuta campestris, 741 nucleotides long. The record is from the annotation of a GenBank genome assembly. Lineage: Eukaryota; Viridiplantae; Streptophyta; Magnoliopsida; Solanales; Convolvulaceae.